This is a messenger RNA of Adineta ricciae, 621 nucleotides long. NCBI's taxonomy places the organism in Eukaryota, Metazoa, Rotifera, Eurotatoria, Adinetida, Adinetidae. The record is from the annotation of a GenBank genome assembly.
AUGGCUUCUCGAAAAAAGGUUUUACUUAAGGUUAUCAUUUUGGGUGAUUCAGGUGUUGGUAAAACUUCACUAAUGAAUCAAUUUGUUAAUCGAAAAUUCUCUAAUCAAUACAAAGCAACAAUUGGUGCGGAUUUCUUAACAAAGGAAUUACAAAUCGACGAUCGAUUAGUCACAAUGCAGAUUUGGGACACAGCAGGUCAAGAACGAUUUCAAAGCUUAGGUGUGGCAUUCUAUCGUGGUGCUGAUUGUUGUGUACUUGUUAUGGACGUCACAUCACCAACGUCAUUCAAAUCAUUAGAAAGCUGGAAAGAUGAAUUCCUUAUUCAAGCUGGUCCACGUGACCCAGAAAACUUUCCAUUUGUGGUUAUUGGCAAUAAAAUUGAUUUAGAAAAUCGAAUGAUUCAAGCUCGAAAAGCUCAAGCUUGGUGUCAAGAAAAAAACAAUAUUCCUUAUUUUGAAACAUCCGCUAAGGAAGGUAUCAAUGUUGAGAAAGCAUUUGAAACUGUUGCACGUAACGCUCUAGCCAGAGAAAAAGAAAUCGAUCAACAAGCCGAUUUUCCAAUGCCAAUCCGUAUUCCACAACAAGAAGAACAACCGAAGAAAGACGGAUGUUCAUGUUAA